AGUUGGUAUUCCUGUGAAUACUAGGGUGGUAUUGGUCAAUGAGCAAGGUGAUCGGUUGUGGAUUGUUAACCUUAAAAUUUCCUAGUUUUCAUCAAGCCUGUCUUGUUCUUCCUCAUGCUUCCGAUUCUGUACAAAUCUUUACAAUUUGGUGACUAAUUGCAUGAGUUGUGGGAUUGCAGCAACAUGAAGCGAGUACGUAUCAUGGGCGGCCACUCGGCACGUGUCAGCUCUCUGUCGUGGAUUUCCUAAAUUCUGAGCAGUGGGUCUGGUAGUGGUCAGAUCAUUCACGAUGAUGUUUGAUGGAGUGAUCACAGUGUGGCUGGGUUGUCUUUUCAUACACAAGAGGUUUGUGGACUAAAGUGGUGAAAAUGACAAUAUGUUGUACAUUUGGCCAGUUGUUGCAGGACGAGCUUACUCACAACCGCAACCUCUAUACUCUCUCAGUGCACAUCAAGCAGCUGUGAAGGCACUGGCAUGGUGCCCAUGGCAGCGUAGCAUAUUGGCAAGCGGUGCUGGAACAGGUGACAGAUGCAUUCGCUUUUGGAACUGCAAUACUGGUAGUUGUCUCAGCACCAUCGACACUAAGUCUCAGGUUUGUGGUCUUCAGUGGUCAACUACAUACAGAGAACUUAUCUCAGGUCAUGGUUCUCCAAAUAAUCAACUAAUUAUCUGGAAAUAUCCAUCAAUGACAAAGGUUGCUGAAUUAACUGGACACACAGCACAGGUAUUGCAACUGGCUAUGUCUCUAGAUGGAAGCACAGUGUUGUCUGCUGGUGCAGAUGAAACCUUAAGAUUGUGGAAAUAUUUUGCUCCUUAUCCUGCCAAGAAGAAGAAAGAGAUAAGAGACUCUAAGGCUGUUGUUGUAAAUAUAUAUUUAUAUAAUGUGUGUGACCACCUGAGAGAGUAUAAAGGUUGGGGUUGUGAGUAAGCUCGUCCUGCAACAACUGGCCAAAUGUACAGCAUAUUGUCAUUUCCCUCUCCCUUGAGACACUGCCUUUACGUGGCGGAGAGAUUGCGUGCCCUGCUUGAAGCGGAAAGCUAUGCCGGCAGUAGCUUAGCUACUGGUAGGUCCAACCUUGUCGGACAGGUCAAUGCUUAGGGACCAGACGAAAGGUGUCUCAACUGCUCCACCGGUUCUGGUUGGGCAUGCCAAUGGAUUCUGCUUAGUUAGCACAAACUAUUGGCCCCAUCCUCCAGGAGUUCUCUGUGCAUGGUUUCUCACCUCUUGUGUAUGAAAAGACAACCCAGCCACACUGUGAUCACUCCGUCAAACAUCAUUGUGAAUGAUCUGACCACUAGCAGAACCACUGCUCAGAAUGUAUGAAUUCCACGACAGAGAGCUGACACGUGGCGAGUGGCUGCCCAUGAUACGUACUCUUCAACAACGUUAUUUAAAAUACAUUUUACCAUCUGAUUGUUCCUUCUUUCAAUAACACCACCAUAUUUAUAUGAACAUAAGCUAUGUGAAUACCGAAGUCACACCUGACUUUCAAUAAGAAAAUAAAUAAGAUAUAAUUUGCAAGCUGCA
Molecule: messenger RNA, 1528 nt
Organism: Zootermopsis nevadensis
Lineage: Eukaryota; Metazoa; Arthropoda; Insecta; Blattodea; Termopsidae
Product: cell division cycle protein 20 homolog
Biological process (GO): anaphase-promoting complex-dependent catabolic process; positive regulation of anaphase-promoting complex-dependent catabolic process; positive regulation of ubiquitin protein ligase activity
Cellular component (GO): anaphase-promoting complex
Molecular function (GO): ubiquitin ligase activator activity; anaphase-promoting complex binding; protein binding
Source: RefSeq, a predicted model, not a curated record